AUGCCCCGAUUUACCAGCUCUGUCGACGGCGCCCAGCUGUUCUAUCGAGACUACAAGCCUCUAGACACAGAUGAGUCUAAGGAUCAAUGCAAAACCAGCGCCCAGCCAGCUCUUGUUUUCAUUCACGGAUGGCCAUACUCAUCCCUGAUGUAUGAAAAUAUUGCAGUUCCUUUAUGUCAGUGCCACAACUUCCGAUGCAUUGCGCCUGAUCGACGCGGAUUCGGAAAAAGCGACUGGGAUAGCCCUCAGAGCAAUGGCAAAAUCUCCUAUACCGUCUUCGCCCAAGACACGGCUCAUUUACUUGAAAACGUCCUCAACGUCGGACCCUUUGUGGUGAUUGCAUCCAGUAUGGGCCCCGGAGAAAGCAUAUUAGCCUUUGAAGAGAGUGAAUAUUUCCGACAGAAUUGCAAGGGCUUUAUAUGGAUUUCUCCGUCUCUCCCUGGCACGCUUCCCGGUCUGGACAACCAUUCCACGGGACCCCAGGCAGUCUGGGACUCAAUCCUAGAAAGUCUCGCAACACAUCGAGCUGAAUAUGUCUCUUCCGCCUUGCCGGGUACUCUGGGCGGGAAAACAGCUCUUCCCCUAUCUCCUGGGAUAUUAGGGCAAUAUGAGCGGAUUGUCGAGGAUGCUGAUGCUCUAGCCAUUCAACUCUGUGCUCAUAUUAUAAGAUCUGUUGACUUCACAGGAAAGCUGCGGCGACUGGGAGAGAACACUGCAGUUCCUGUUCUCUGUAUUCAUGGGGAUUCCGACAAUGGUACGCCAUAUGAGAGUAGUACGAGGGUGGUGCAGGAUAUCGUGCCUAGAGUUAAAGUGAGGUUAUAUGAACAGGGUGCCCAUGGACUUCAAAUCACUCAUAGAGAGCGGUUAAUUGAAGAUAUUUUGGGUUUUAUUCGAAAUGAAGUUAUCUCUCCAUUGUGA
Molecule: messenger RNA, 918 nt
Organism: Aspergillus tanneri
Lineage: Eukaryota; Fungi; Ascomycota; Eurotiomycetes; Eurotiales; Aspergillaceae
Product: alpha/beta fold hydrolase
Exons: 3
Coding region: 1-918 (305 amino acids)
Molecular function (GO): catalytic activity
Source: RefSeq, a predicted model, not a curated record